CUCCCAUAUAUUCUUCCCGAGCUCGCUUCAAUUCCCCGUUCCGAGCAGGCAGCAGAGUACGUCGCCUCCCACGUCUCUUUCUUUACCCAGUUUUCCCUACCAAAACCCGGGCUUUACCUGCCAAAACCAAACCCCCCACGAAGGCAGAACCGACGGCAGCGCGGCCAAUGGCCAUCGAGGCGGACGCGGUGGCGGUGGCGAGGGCGGUUUCGAUCUCGGAGACGGCGCCCAUGUCCCCGGCCGCCGAGGCGCGCGGCGGGUGGCUGAAGAAGCUCAUCCCGCGGGACUACCUGCCCCGGAGCCGGCGCUGGAGGCUGGCCGCCCCGUCCGCCGGCGGCGCGUCCAGGCUGGCGUCGUCGCUCUCGCGCUCGCUGCGGUGGAAGCGCCUCCCGGGGCUCUCCUCCCUCAGCCUGCGCAGCGGAUCGGCGUCGGCGGUGGUCGACGCGGUCGCGUUCCGCGUCAUGUACGUCGUGGAGGCCGUCGUGCUGGGCCUCGCGCUCUCGUGCUUCUUCCUCUGCUGCGGCUGCCACCUCUGAGCUGUUUCUUCCCCACUUUCACCGCUACUUGGCCGGGCGUGUAACAAAAAUGCCAUUCUUUUUCCUGCUUCUUCUUCAGUUCUUCUAUCGAUGAUUUUGCUGUAAAUUAUCUACCUACAGAAAUGAGAAUUUGCAAAGUCAAUUGGCAUAUGAUUAGUUUAAUUUGCGUGUUGUUGGAUGCUGUUAUGCAAGAAAUUGUGUCCUGGGAGACUGAGUUUUUCUGAAAA
Messenger RNA from Panicum hallii, 763 nucleotides. RefSeq lists its product as uncharacterized. The transcript has a single exon. The record is from RefSeq and is a predicted model, not a curated record. NCBI's taxonomy places the organism in Eukaryota, Viridiplantae, Streptophyta, Magnoliopsida, Poales, Poaceae. Bases 168 to 536 code for a protein of 122 amino acids.